Podarcis raffonei (Aeolian wall lizard) is the source of this 1823-nucleotide messenger RNA. RefSeq names its product HtrA serine peptidase 4 (gene HTRA4). The record is from RefSeq and is a predicted model, not a curated record. Gene Ontology annotation, biological process: proteolysis; programmed cell death; positive regulation of apoptotic process. The coding region runs from base 1 to 1392 and encodes 463 amino acids. Gene Ontology annotation, cellular component: extracellular region. NCBI's taxonomy places the organism in Eukaryota, Metazoa, Chordata, Lepidosauria, Squamata, Lacertidae. Gene Ontology annotation, molecular function: protein binding; serine-type endopeptidase activity. The transcript is spliced from 9 exons.
AUGGCGGCUCCGCGGCUCCGCUGGCUGCUGGGGGCGCUGCUGGCCGUGGCGGCCGCCCCGUCGCCGCCCUGCCCGCCGACGUGCGAGCCGGAGCGCUGCCCCGGGCGUUCGGCGCUGGCCUGCUCGGCGGCCGGCGGGGAGCUGCGGCCCGACCGCUGCGGCUGCUGCUGGGAGUGCGCGGGCGGGGAAGGGCAGCCGUGCGCCCCGGGCGGGCGCUGCGCCCGCGGACUCGCCUGCCGGAGGCCGCCGGGCGGAGGCGGCGCGCGCGGCACCUGCUCGUGCGCCGAGUCCCCGCUGGCCGUGUGCGGCAGCGACGGGCUCACGUACCGGAGCCUGUGCCACCUGCGCGCUGAGAACCAGCAGGCCGGCCGUCGGAGGGAGCUGCCUGUCAUCGCCGUCCAGAAGGGCGGCUGCGGAGAAAAAGGUCUUGUGGACCCCAACAGUCUGCGGUACAAGUUCAACUUUAUUGCUGACGUGGUGGAGAAGAUUGCUCCUGCCGUCGUGCACUUGGAACUCUUCCGCAGGUCACCUUACACAAACAAAGAAGUCCUGGUAUCCAGCGGUUCGGGCUUCAUUGUGUCCGAGGAUGGCCUGAUCCUCACCAACGCCCAUGUUCUCACCAACAAGCAUAGGAUCAAAGUGGAGCUCCAGAAUGGCCACCAGUUUGAUGCCAAGGUGAAAGAUGUUGACCACAAACUGGACAUCGCCCUGAUCAAAAUAGACCCCCAGAUGGCCCUCCCAGUCCUCCUGCUGGGCAAGUCCUCUGAGCUGCGUCCUGGGGAGUUUGUGGUGGCUCUGGGCAGCCCUUUCUCCCUGCAAAACACUGUGACAACGGGAAUUGUGAGCAGCACGCAGAGAGAUGGGAAGGAGCUUGGCCUUAAGGACUCCGACAUGGAAUACAUCCAGACUGACGCCAUUAUAAAUUACGGAAAUUCUGGAGGGCCAUUGGUAAACCUGGAUGGUGAAGUCAUUGGAAUGAACACCCUGAAGGUCACAGCCGGCAUCUCCUUUGCCAUCCCCUCUGAUCGAAUCCGCCAGUUCCUGGAAGAUUAUCACAAUCGCUACAUGAAAGGGAAGAUCAGACCCAAGAAAAAAUACCUGGGACUCCGAAUGCUCCCUCUCACUUUCAAUCUCAUCCGUGAACUGAGACGGCGGGACAGGGAUUUCCCAGACCUGAGCUCGGGUGUCUACGUCUACGAAGUGAUUCAAGGAACAGCAGCUGCAAGUGCUGGCUUGCAAGAUGGUGAUGUCAUUAUAGCAAUUAAUGGGAAAACAGUCACUUCAACCCGAGAUGUAACAGACACUGUUCAAAACAGUGACACCCUCUCCAUUGUUGUACGGCGAGGAAGCGAAGAUCUCAUUGUGACAGUUACACCUGAUGAAAUUGAUUAAAAAAAGGUGCCCUCUGCAGAAAAAGUUUGUGUUGAAAUCCUAAAUUGCUGUAUACUCUUAUCAGAAACAGUUUAGGAAAGAACUGUACAAAGUGGAAACAUACUUGUAGCUCUUAGUUUUCCAGUAUGAACAAAUCAAAUAUUUCAAAUAGAAAAUGGACAAACCAUUUUCUUUCUUUUUUAAAAAAAUACUCAUUUAAGUGAGACAAAACAGUUAAGCAGGGGGUAGGAAUUCCUUUCAAUCACAGAUCUCUGUAGGCUGAAGGUCACCUUGUGCAAUGCCCCUACUACACACAAACAGAGAUUUAACUCGACAUCCCGUUUUCUAGUGGGCCAACUGAAGAGCUGAAGGUGUGCCAAAUGUUGGAGGCUGCUUGCAAUACAAGAAUUAAGUUUAAUACAGACCUAUCCAGGUGCAGGGCUAGCAGGUGC